Molecule: messenger RNA, 713 nt
Organism: Biomphalaria glabrata
Lineage: Eukaryota; Metazoa; Mollusca; Gastropoda; Planorbidae
Product: ficolin-2-like
Exons: 1
Coding region: 1-684 (227 amino acids)
Source: RefSeq, a predicted model, not a curated record
AUGAAAUGUUAUAUUGAUGAUCAAUAUCAACCUGAAGCUCCACGGAACAGAACUUCUGGUUUCCAUCCUGAUUCCUGUAACAAUGUUGUGGACAACAUUUACUCCAAAGCUAUUGUAGUGUUAUCAAGUGGACUAGAAGUGAUGUGUGAUACUGAAACUGAAGGAGGUGGCUGGCUGGUCAUACAGAGAAGAUUUAACGGAGAACUCAACUUCUACCGAGGCUGGCAAGACUAUAAAAAAGGUUUUGGAGAUUAUGUCAAUGGAGAAUUUUAUCUUGGUAAUGAAAAUAUUCAUCACAUAACAACAAAUGGAACUUACGAACUGAGAAUUGAUUUUGACUAUAAUAAUAGUAAAUAUUACGCGAAAUAUUCACGCUUUUAUUUGUACGGUGAGAACGAUGGUUAUAAAUUACAUGUUAGUGGCUAUACAGGAAAUGCUGGAGACAGUUUUUCUUAUCAUAAUAAUAUGAAAUUCACAACAUACGACAAAGACUUUGAUGAAUAUGGACCAAACAACUGCGCUGUUAUGUAUAAGGGUGGGUGGUGGUACAAAGCUUGUCAUGAGGUCAACUUUAACGGUAUUUGGAAUAGUAAGGAAUACGGUCUAGGAGUUAAUUGGAAAGCAACCACAGGCUUUUAUAAUUCUGCUACUAGAACAGAAAUAAAAAUACGAAAAAAUAAGUAAAUUAAAUGCAUUAAAAAUAACAUAUUGUC